Molecule: messenger RNA, 4825 nt
Organism: Phlebotomus papatasi
Lineage: Eukaryota; Metazoa; Arthropoda; Insecta; Diptera; Psychodidae
Gene: raptor
Product: regulatory-associated protein of mTOR
Exons: 8
Coding region: 265-4125 (1286 amino acids)
Biological process (GO): positive regulation of cell growth; regulation of autophagy; TORC1 signaling
Cellular component (GO): TORC1 complex; cytoplasm
Molecular function (GO): protein binding; protein-macromolecule adaptor activity
Source: RefSeq, a predicted model, not a curated record
AAAAUCUCGAUUGAAGCGCCAUCAAUGGCGAUUUUUGCUUUGGAAAAGUGUUCUCUUUGGAUUUUUACUUGUGAUUUUUCUCAAAUUUCCCUAAGAAAAAGUCCCAAAAAGUUAGUGAAUUGCUUGGCAAGUACAACCCCAUGAUCCAGGGUACGCCAUGAGGGUGUGAUAGAGGAUUCCCCGGAAAAAAAGCAGAAAAAAAGGGAGACUGUGGAGCAGUGUGGUUGGUGGGAAAAAGUAAGGGUGUUGCUGUGCGCUGGAAAGAUGAGUGAGUUGAUAGUGAAGUUUGUGGGGGAGAAUAGUGAGGCCAAGGAGGAGAAUUACGACGCAAAAUUGCCGCUCUGCUUCUGCAAAAAACGUCACACUCAGCCAAUUCGGGGCAUUGAGUGCAUAGCUCAGUGCUGGCGGAUGAAGGAGCGGAUGAAAACAGUGAGCGUUGCAUUGGUGCUUUGUCUCAAUGUCGGCGUCGAUCCUCCGGAUGUCAUCAAGAUUCAACCCUGUUCUCGCCUCGAGUGCUGGAUCGAUCCGUCAUCCAUGAGUCCACAGAAGGCUCUGGAGAUGAUUGGAUCGAAUCUGCAGAAGCAGUAUGAGCGCUGGCAACCCCGAGCCAGGUACAAACAAUCCCUCGAUCCGACGGUCGAGGAUGUGAAGAAACUCUGUACUUCCCUGAGGAAGAAUGCCAAGGAAGAGAGAGUUCUGUUCCACUACAAUGGCCAUGGAGUGCCCAGGCCGACGGUCAAUGGAGAGAUUUGGGUGUUUAACAGAACCUACACGCAAUACAUCCCGCUGUCCAUUUACGAUCUACAAACUUGGAUGGGGGCCCCGUCGAUUUAUGUCUAUGAUUGCUCGAAUGCGGGAAUCAUUGUGAAUUCUUUCAAUACCUUUGCUGAGCAACACGAAAGGGAGAUGGAACAGAUGCAGGCUCAAACGGCCGGAAUGCGAAAUGCUCCUCCGUUGCAGACGCCAUCGUACAAAAAUUGCAUUCAAUUGGCAGCCUGUGCAGCCAAUCAGAUUCUUCCGAUGAAUCCUUCGUUGCCGGCUGACUUGUUCACAGCCUGCUUGACGACACCCAUCAAAGUUGCCCUAAAAUGGUUUACUCUGCAGCCAACUUCGAUGCUUGUGCCCCAUGUUAGCUAUGAUCUCAUUGAGAAGAUUCCAGGGCAACUCAAUGAUCGCCGAACGAUGCUUGGGGAGCUCAAUUGGAUCUUCACUGCCAUCACGGAUACAAUUGCUUGGAAUACUCUGCCACGGGAUCUCUUUCAGAAGCUCUUUCGGCAGGAUUUACUUGUUGCCAGCCUCUUUCGGAAUUUCCUCCUGGCUGAGCGGAUUCUCAGAUCGUACGAUUGCACUCCCAUUUCCAAUCCGCCCCUGCCCCAGGGAUUUCGCCAUCCUAUGUGGGCUGCCUGGGAUCUAGCCUUGGAUCUUGCUCUGUCUCAACUGCCGGACAUUCUCAAGCGAGGUGAACCAUUUAGGCAUUUGCCCUUCUUCGAGGAGCAACUGACGGCAUUUCAGGUGUGGCUGGACAGGGGAUCAGAGGAACGGAAUCCACCUGAACAGUUACCAAUAGUCCUGCAAGUGCUGCUGUCGCAAGUUCACAGAUUGCGUGCCUUAGAGCUGCUGGGUCGUUUCCUGGAUCUCGGCCCUUGGGCUGUCAAUCUCGCUCUCAGUGUCGGAAUCUUCCCCUACGUCCUCAAGCUCCUCCAAAGUUCGGCCAAGGAACUGAGGCCACUGCUUGUGUUCAUCUGGACCAAAAUUCUCGCCGUUGACAGUACUUGUCAAGUGGACCUUGUGCGUGAUCAGGGUCACAAGUACUUCCUGGCAGUUCUCGAAGAUCCAACGAUACCGGCUGAGUAUCGUACGCAGUCAGCCUUCGUGCUGGCGUGCAUCGUUCACAAUUAUCCCCAGGGGCAGAGUUGUGCCCUGAAAGAUUGGUUGGUAUCCACCAGUUUACUCCAGAUCACAGAUCCGAACUGGACGCUGCGUCAGUGGCUGGCUAUUUGCCUCGGGCAACUGUGGCAGGAUUAUGAAACGGCUCGGUGGCCUGCUGUACGAGAUUUGGCCCAUGAGAAACUUUUGCCGCUGCUUGAGGAUCCAGUGCCCGAGGUCAGGACUGCUGCUGUCUUUGCCCUGGGAACGUUCAUCAGUUCGGUCAAAAAGAGGUCGGAACAUGCCAAUAACAUCGACAAUUCGAUAGCAAUGACACUUCUGUCAACGGUCACCAAUGACAUGUCACCGUUGGUGAGGAUGGAGCUCGUGGCAGCUCUGCAGUGGAUGGUGCUGCUGUUCCAGAAGCAAUUCACCAGCGUGUAUCUGCAUGAGCCCUCUGCCACACUCCAUCAGACCCACAGCCUUGAACGGAAUGUCAACAUGAAGCGAGUGUCCAGCUCCAGUAGCAUCAUGUCAAUGGGCGUCUCCACGAUGCCCAAUUAUUCCUCAUCUGGAACAAUUAGUCUCGUGGGUUUUGGCUCGAUCUACAUGAAGUUGUGGCAGAGUUUCAAUCAUCUGGCCAGAGAUCCCUAUCCAACUGUGGCCACAAUGGCGCAAAAGGUGUUGAAUUUUGUCAAGAAUAAUGCUGUGGUUGUGAGUGAGGCUAAGGAGGCUGCAUCGGAAAAGUUUAGCUAUAGUCUUCCGCCGAGUCCAAAUACCCGUGUCAACUAUCUGGACACAUCGUCACCGCGGCAGCUACCGAAUGGCAUUUCUACGCCAAAUGCCACUCAGUAUCUGUCAACGGGCCAGCACCAGGCUCAGGGCACACCACCGGCUUCAUCCCCGGAUUCCCGGAUAAAUCUCAGGACACCAGCAAGUCAUGCCAGAAGUUGCAGCAAUGGACGAAUACUGCAGAGUCGGAUUUCGGAGGAUGGGGAAUCAACCAGUUCACAGGAGGAUCGUCCUCUAAUUCCAAUAGUCACUACCAAUUACAUCGCAUGGGCCGUGAGUCAGUUCUCACGACCUACGCGACGAACUGCCCUUGGGACUGAUGUACCCGAGAACGAUGAUGCCAUUCACGAUCGCGAUGCGCCCGAGUAUCUCGAGCGUGUGCGUCGUUUCAAGCGCAACGUUCGGUUGCGUCACGAGGCACACGAACAGCAGAGCCGAGUACCAUUCCUGCGACUCGAGACUCAAAUGUGGCACGGACGUACGCCGAAUACGCCUAAGAUAAUCAAGUUCCAUCCGUACGAGACUCACAUUGCUGUUGCGUACAGAGAUCGGGUUGCAACUCAAGAUUGGCGAACACAGGCGAAAGUUACGUAUGUACCCGAGGGCAAUCACAAGCCGGCAUUUGGGGGCAUAACCAUGCAGUCACGCCCAACGCGUGUCACGAGUCUCGAGUUCGUGAAUGCACACGAUAGGUCGCUGCUGAUGGUGGGCUACGAGGAUGGCAGUGUGAGACUUUGGCGGCCGCCGGCGGGAGAGGGAGAGGAACCGAGGUUGGUGAGUGCCUGGAGGCCGCUUCUGGUGGACAACACGACUACCGGGCAGCACUCCCGGAUGGGUGGGGGCGUGGGUUUGGUGAUGACGUGGCAACAGAAUUGCCAGACACUGGUGGCAGGAGGGGAUUUUAAGGUGCUGCGAUUGUGGGACACGGAAAGGGAGCUGAAGCUCUGUGAUAUUCCAACGGAUGCAGAUUCGGCUGUGCACAUCCUGUCCAGUGCACCCAAUGGGAUUUUUGCGGCUGGCUGUGGGGAUGGGAGUGUUAGGCUAUUUGAUAAGAGAUGCUCACCGAAUGAUGCCAGGUUCAUGACCUACAUGGAACACACGGAUACCAUUCUCAGUGUCUGCCUCAGGGAUGACUGCGAAAAUCUCAUUUCCGGGUGCGCCCAAGGGAACAUCCGAUGUUUCGAUAUCAGGCAGAAAAGAUCAAUCCAAAAUUGGUGCACGGGUUCGAAUGUCACAGCGAUUUCUAUUCAUUCAAUGGGAGACAUUGUAGCAUGUGGAAGCCAAUUUAUCAAUACUUAUGGUCUCGAUGGGAAGACUUUGGGCACAAUUCGGAGUCAUGAGGGUUUUAUGGCGUCCAAAAUUGGACAAACAACGUGCCUGGCUUUUCAUCCGCAUCGCCUGAGCUUAGCUGUUGGCUUCGAUGACAACAUUUUGGCUAUCUACCGAGAUGAAAAUAGCAAAUACUGAAACACAACAAAAUGCAAAAAAAAAUUCUUUUCAGUGCUGAAGAUUUUUCUUCACUUUGGCAAAUUUUAUAUCACAUCCUGAUGGCUUUAGUGUUUUUUUUGGUGUUUUUGCAGAAGCAAGCGAAGAAAAAAAAAACAAAGUGAGUGUACAUAAUUUACUAUGUUUUUCCUUUUUUUCUGUGUAAAUUUAUUAGCUUUAUUGAAGGCAUUCAAAUUAAAUUGAGUCAGUGAAGAGACAGAAUAUAACGGGUUUACUAAGACAUUUCCAUGGUAUUUCCAUAGGAUUCUCCGUAGAGUUUCCACGGAUUGUCCGUGGAAUUUCCAAGGAUUUGUCUUGCAUUACUAUUUAGAAGAAAUAUGAGAAAAAACUGUAUAAAGUCUUUAUUUUCUAUUAACUAAGGAAUCGUGUAAGAAGAAAGAGGAGUUUUAUCUCUCAAGAAAAAAAAAACAGCCAUAAUUUAGUUCAUGUUUUAAUCUUGUUACAUUUACCAUCAAUAUUUUUUUUUGGUCAUUUUUCCAACUAAGAAUAAUAUUGAGAUGCUAUAAAAAAAAGUGUUCGUGAAACAGAGAAAAGCUUGCAAAAAUUUUUGAGAGCAAUGUUAAUCACAUUGGAUUUAUACCUUGGCAAAGAAAGAAAAAAAUCACAGAAAUUCCAAAUAAUUUGGACAAGAGAAAAAUAUACAAAUGGAAAAAAUGCUAAA